CUUCACCACCUCCCAACAAACCACCCCUAACCCUUACCGCCCCCCCACUCGCCCCCACCACGACACCGCGUUCCGUACACACAACAGCAGCUCUGUCGGGAAUCGGCGACUCAUUCUCAUCUCGGAGCGAGCGAGCGAGGCGCGGCGCGAGGUUUUGCGCGUUCGAGACGCUAGCGGCACCGCGUCUCUUGCCCCGCUCCUGCUCCUCUUAGCGUGGUGGGGGGGAGGGGGGGGGCUCACGCUAUCAAUCACUGUCUGGUGCGUGCUUGUGUGUACAUGGACAUGCAUCGAUAUUGGUAGCAGCAGCGGCAUCAUCGCCAUCUUCAUCGCCAUCAAGUUGUUGAUGCGCUUCUCUCGCGUGCCGGUGAAGUACAAUGCGGGGAGCCGAAUAAGCGAUGGCGCUUACAGAUAGCUGCUGUUGAAGUUGCUCUUAGCGUUGAAGUGAUUUCUAGUAAGAUCACGAUCGUCAUCACCAGUCGCGUCAGUCGAGUGGCACGAGGGAGAGGAUUUUAAUGUUGUUGUUGUUGUGUUGCGAGUGUCGCUUUGCACGGUGAGAACGCAAAUUGUCAUCAGCAAACGUCGUUAACAUCGUCGUCAUAGCGACCGCGUUACCUCUCGACUCGAAAGCAAAGAACGAUUUCGUCUCGACAUCGCCGGGACAAUCAUCGCCACACGACAUCAUCACCUCCACCACCACCACCACCAUCAUCAUCAUGUCCAAGGGACUCUGCGUGACCGCCACGGCUUGGCAGCUCCUCGCAUUCUCUCAACCACAACCCUCCUCCACCUCUUCCACCUCAUCGGGAGACGCCGGCGCCUCCACCCCGAACCCUCGCCCCAAUCCGGGCCCCAACCAUUACGGGACGACGACGUCGCCGGCCGCCUCCUGGACCUCGGCGGUGGUCACGGGGGGGGCAGAGUCGGAGAGGAUUCGCGCUCGCGAGAGGCUCGAGGCGAGCGUCGCGGCUCUGCGAGAACUCCAACUUCUGCGGGAGGAGCGGGAGGCGAGGGUGCGCGAAGCGCUCACGCGGCCGACGACGCAGCGGCCGCAGCCGCAGCGUCGCGGGAGGGAGCGGUGCUAUGGCCGGGGCCCAGGACGGUCGGACGGAAAGGCGGAUGAUGCGCUCCUGGCGGUGGGACGAGAUCUGGAGUUGAUCAAGGAGCAGCUGCAGUGUGAACUGGGGAAGCCGUGCGCUCUGGAGCGGCCGCUGAGCGAGCUGCGCGUGGACACGGACGGCACGGACGUGGACAGCAGACCCAGCUCCGGCUUCUACUCCAUGAGUGAGGACGGUUCCCUCUCCCUCUCCAACUCCUGCAGCUCCAUCUCCAGCUCGGGCCCAGCGCCGGCUCCCCACGCCCCAUCGACGUCAACACCGUCGUCGUCGUCGGUGGCGCCGGCGGCGACGACGACGACGACGGGGCAGCUCCCCGUUCGUCUCCGCCGCCCUGCGGCCCGUCCUAGGCCCCAGGAGAGGCCUCGGUCGGCCGUGGAGCUGCCCUCAUUCCUAAGAACGACAGGGCAGCAGCAGCAUCAUCAUCAGCAGCAGCGGUCGCCGAAAGCCAAAGCCGGGCCGUGUAGGCCUCAGUCGUCGUACGACCUCGGCGACGGCUCAAACGCGCGGACGUCCCCGGUCGGGCUCGCCGACCCCGUGACCUCCGCCCCGGGUCGCGACCCCGACCCGCGCUUCCGCCGCGACCUGCGCUCGCGAGACGGCUCCGAGGUGUACCGCUACCCGAGCCCGCUGCACGCUAUCGCCAUGCAGAGCUCCGCAUUCCUGCACCGGCGAGGCACCGGCGACGACCACGACGCCGCCGCCGCCGGCGCCGCCGCCGCCGAGUCGCCCGACGGCAAACCUCCGACGAGCGACCGCACCCGCCGCCGCCGUCGCCACGACGACGCCGGUGCGGACGACGAGGGGAGCGCGACCGUCGCGGCGCCUCCCGGCGCCGACAAGGCGACCGCCUACAUCGCCGCACUGCUGAAGAGGCGCGGGCAGAAGACGCGGAGGAGGACGUCGGGGGCGGGCGCCUCCGCCGCCGUCGUCGAGAGGAAGGCGUCCGACGCUGCCGAGACGUCGGGGUCUCCGUCGGCGGAGGUUGCCCGCGGCCGCCCCAUCACCAACCUGAGCGUGCGGUACAAGCACGGGGCGGCCGCGGCGGCGGCGUCGCCCGUGCCGGCGGCGACGGCGCACGGUGUCGGUGGCCCGGCGGGCUCGGCGGCGGGCGGCAGCGGCGUGAACCUGGCGCGCUCUCCCCGCGGCGCCGGCGGCACGCUGCCUGCGCUGGUGCGGCCCGCGUCCAUCGCUCACUUUGACACCUCGCGCUACCACGACGACGGCGAGGACGACGACGGCGGCGGCGGCGACGACGGCGGCGGCGGCGGUGACGAUGACGAGCGGCGGUGGAGAGCGUCCGGCCCCCACGUCCAUCCCGGCGCCGGCGAUCGUCGCUCCUCUUCGGGGAAAUCGCCAAACCUGCAGCAGCAGCAGCAGCAGUCCACCGACAGGGAGCGCGAGCGCCGGCGCCGCGCGCUGGCCUCCGUCUCCAUGGACCUGCGCCCGCAGCGCGGGGCCGGCUGGUGGGGCGCGGCGGCCGAGCCGACGGUGGGCGCCCCGGGCUGGCAGCAGGGCGAGCUGGGCAGGCCCCAGUACCAGCAGCGGGUGGCACGGAUCUGCAAGCUCGGCCACGGCAGCUGGGCCGGCUCCCUGCCCAAGUCGCUGGACCUGCGGGGCGGCUACCGCCACCGUCAAGACGACGACGGCGACGACGACGACGACGGCGGCGGCGGCGGCGGCGGCGCCUCUGACCGACGGCGCCCGGGGAACGCGGCUCGGUCGUCGUCGUCCAAGAGGCACCGGCUGCGCGAGGGCGUCGAGCUCGUGCGGCAGAGCUUCCGCCUGCCGGGGCGGCGCCGGCGCGCCAGCGGGGAGCGCGCCAGCUCCGAGCUGGACGUGUCGGGCGGCAGGCGCCAACUCACGGAACAGGAGGAGGCUGCGGGCGCCUCGACGGCGUUCGAUUACCGCCAGCGCUUGGUGCUGCACCCGUCCGAGGUCCGCGGCAUCGGCGCCGCCGGAACCAGAGCCGGCGGACAUCGGCGGUGGUGCUCGACGAUGGAGAUUGCCCGAGGAGGAGGAGGAGGGGGCGGCGGCGGCAACGACGACGACGAUGCCGGCGGCGAUGUCGGAACGCCGCUGGAGCCGCCGCGGUGGCUCGUGCGGGCGGGCGCACGCGACGGCGCGUGGAGCCCCACGUGGGCCGUGCGGGGGCACGCGGACGCCAGUCCCGGCUACCCCAAUGGUCACCCGGCCGCCGGCUACCCCAACGUCUACCCGGCUGCCGGUUGCCCGGGCGAACUGCUGCAGCGCUCGGCCAUCGCCGAGAUGAGCGAAGACGACGCCGACGAGGAGGACGGCGCGGCGGGCCGACUUCCCGCCGACGGCUCGGCCGAGCCGAGGAGCUCCGGCGACGGCCCGGGCUCCGCGUCGCCGUCGCGGCCCGGAUCCGGCUCCGCGGAGGGGCCCCGCGGUCCGUGCCGGGUCUCCCAGCAAGUCCGGGCCGUGCCGUCGGCGGUCAAGCGCAAGAUCCGGCAGCGGAUCGCGGACGCGGCCAAGACGAGCACGGAUGUGUAGCGCGACGGACGCACAAACUACUCGGGUAUCGGAGCUUGGAGACGGGGGCUGUCAAGGGCUCACAGCUGCUUAGGGCUGCGUUGCCGUGGCUGUGCGACGAGAUGUCCCGACGUUUUGCCGCACGCUCGCCCGGGACGAUUCUUCUGAGUUUGUAACAUUGCACUCCCACGUGCCGUGCGCGCGUGUUUGUCACGUGUCGGUCGCGUCCCCACCACGGCUGCGUGUGUGCGUGUGUGUGUGUCCGACUGUCCGUCCGCGUGUGAGAGACGUAAAGAGCCAGCCGAAGCAAUCGAUUCAAGAACCGAUUUUCGUCGUGAACGCUGCGGGUGAAUGGUAGCGGCCGCUAGCGGCUGGCUGGUCUGCACGGAUCACAAGACCCCAUUAUAUACUACAAGAAAUAUAGUAAUGGUAGUAAUCGUUUGAAGCUUAUUUUUUAUCCACUGGUGGAUGACUGCAUCCCAGUGCUACGUGCCAGUCGUCAGGGGGGUGGGGGUGGGGGAGUGGUGCAGGGUUUCCGUACCGGUCGGUUCAUGUUGGUGAACGGUGGAUUCCCAGGGCCUGUUCAGACAUCGCUCGCCACUGACGUUAUCCGUGACCGGGGAUCUGACUCGGGUCGGCGGACUCGCGGCGCAGUGCGCUCACCGCUGCGCCACCGCUCAACGCCGCGUUACAGCGUGUGGGGGGGGGGGGGGGGGUGGGGGCGGGGAGGCGCUUCACAAAAUUAUUAAUAUCUCACUCGCGUGCUUCAUGAGCCUUAACAAUCGACGUUGAGCGACGUGUCCGUAUAAUUAUUAUUAUUUGUUACAGCUCCUCCCGGAAAGUUUUAUGUCAUCAAAAACCCUUCGGGAUUGAUGGAUGGAUGGAUGGAAAACAUCGCGGGGGGGAAAAAAACGCACCAAGGUGUGACGGGUACCUGGACCCCCCCCCCCCC
Petromyzon marinus (sea lamprey) is the source of this 4560-nucleotide messenger RNA. RefSeq lists its product as uncharacterized. Gene Ontology annotation, biological process: negative regulation of canonical Wnt signaling pathway. Lineage: Eukaryota; Metazoa; Chordata; Hyperoartia; Petromyzontiformes; Petromyzontidae. The record is from RefSeq and is a predicted model, not a curated record. Gene Ontology annotation, cellular component: cytoplasm.